AGCAGCUAAAAGAGUUGGAGAAGGUGUUCUGUGAAGACCACUAUCCCGACACUGAGAAGAAGAUGGAACUUGCAGCUGCGUUUGGUGUGAUGCCAAAGCGAAUCCUGAGCUGGUUUCAGAAUCGCAGGGUAAAGUGGCGGAAAUCGGAGAAACUGAAUGCGAAAGGCAACAGAAACCAUCCAACAUCGUCACCUCUGUCACAUGAUUAUGGGUGGGGGACCUACUCUGUUUUCUCAUCUUUCCACAACGGGGCACCUCCUCUGCCUGUGCCUCCGUUGCCUGAUGUUGCUCGUGACCAAUCUGCCGUGCUGGAAGGAAACACUGCAGCUGGGAACUGCUCCAGCCUGCUCAGAGCACAGCUUGCACCACUCUCCUCUGCCUCAG
Corapipo altera (White-ruffed manakin) is the source of this 384-nucleotide messenger RNA. RefSeq names its product homeobox protein NOBOX-like. The annotation marks the transcript as partial. The transcript is spliced from 3 exons. Lineage: Eukaryota; Metazoa; Chordata; Aves; Passeriformes; Pipridae. The record is from RefSeq and is a predicted model, not a curated record. Gene Ontology annotation, biological process: regulation of transcription by RNA polymerase II. Gene Ontology annotation, molecular function: DNA-binding transcription factor activity, RNA polymerase II-specific; RNA polymerase II cis-regulatory region sequence-specific DNA binding.